AUGAGAGGCCGGUACGGGCGCCGCUACGAUGACUACGACGACUUCUACAGCCGCCGUGACCGCUACGAUGACCGCCGCGACCGGCACGAUGACCGGCGGGAUCGCUAUGAUGACCGCCGCGACCGGCACGACGACCGUCGCCGUGAUCGCCAUGACGACCGUCGCCGCACCCCGCCAGAUGUCGACCGCGACUUUGAGGAGCGUCGCCCGCGCAGGGACGAGCCCGCCCGCCGUUCCCGUUCCCGUUCCCGUUCCCGCUCGCCACGUCGGGACCGUUCCCGCUCCCGCUCGCGUUCCCGUUCGCCUCGCCGCGAUGAGGCACGCCGCAGCCCCUCGCCAGACCGCCGCCGGUCCCCCACGCCGCCCCCGCGCGACGACGACCGCCGCGACUGA
Molecule: messenger RNA, 393 nt
Organism: Salpingoeca rosetta
Lineage: Eukaryota; Choanoflagellata; Craspedida; Salpingoecidae
Exons: 2
Coding region: 1-393 (130 amino acids)
Source: RefSeq, a predicted model, not a curated record